This is a messenger RNA of Coccidioides immitis RS, 1227 nucleotides long. Its product is annotated as alkaline phosphatase D. Gene Ontology annotation, molecular function: zinc ion binding; DNA binding. The record is from RefSeq and is a predicted model, not a curated record. Lineage: Eukaryota; Fungi; Ascomycota; Eurotiomycetes; Onygenales; Onygenaceae. The transcript has 5 exons. Bases 147 to 896 code for a protein of 249 amino acids.
CAUCAAUUUACUGUCCCUUCAUUCAGCAGCCAUCAGAUUAUCAAUAUCAAAUAGUUUGAUUAGCGGUCGCCGUCUAUUCUACAUUAGAUGUAAAGGGUGUUGUUUCAACCUGAGAUUUUCAACGGCAUUCGUGCCACUUCGACGUGAUGCCAACAUACCGUGUUGAAGAGGCCAGCACUGGCCGCGCUGGCUGUAAGAACACAGAAUGCCAGCAGAAAAAAGAAAAAAUUCUCAAGGGUGAAUUGCGACUUGGCUCAUGGGUUGAUACGGAGCAAUUCCAGAGCUGGUCCUGGAAACACUGGGGCUGUGUAACUCCCAGGCAGGUGGCGAGUCUGCAGGAGAUCGUUGGAGACGAUAAGGACUUCUCUCUCCUCGAUGGAUAUGAUGAACUUUCUGCUGAGAACCAGGAUAAGAUCCGUGAAGCAGUUGAGAAAGGCCAUGUCUCUGAUUCUGACUGGAGGGGCGAUGUUGAAGUGAACCGCCCAGGUAAAACUGGUUUCCGUGUUCGAGUUUCCAAAAAGAAGGCAGCCGCGGGUGCGGAUGGGGAAGCAGAUGCAAAGAAAGCGAAGGCCGAUACUCCCAAGAAAACUAAACGGUCUCGAGGCAAGAAGGGGGAUGCGGGGUCCGAUGUAGAGGCAGAUGGUGAGCCAACUCCCAAAAAGGCGAAAACUGCAGCUCCCAAGAAGAAGUCAGGAAAGGCAGAGCAAGCAUCCGAUGCGGGAACUGAACAAGCGGAAACGCCAAAGGCUCGCCGCAAGUCCACUGGUGGACCAAAGAAACCAGAAGCGGAACCCAAGGCUUCUAAGGUUACCGAGUCCAAGCGACCCCGGAAGUCUGCUGAGAAAGGUGGUCCAACAACGACUCGAGUAACACGCUCUAGGGCCAGAGCGGGAUGAACUUGCUUUACGGCGGUGUCGUCGUUUUUAAAUUCCGGUUUCUAGCCAUUGUCCGAAAAGAAAUUGUGUAACCAUGUCUUUAAAUGCCGGGGCGUCGGAAGGAUUUUAAACUGUAUCUCAUGCGGUUCUUUCAAAUAUCCUGAGAAGAAUGUUCAGUUUACUCUGUAGUUUCAGUGAUCUCGUGCUCUCCUUCAGAAUUCCAUUCGGUUGACUCUCAAGUCGUGGCUAUUGUUGUGUCAUUCUGCUGACUGCGCCGAGUUGCAACUGGGAGCGAGAACCAUAUUGCAGCUCAAGUCGUCAUGGGCCAGGUCUCAUCUAGCGGUUGGUGUCC